Messenger RNA from Fonticula alba, 2425 nucleotides. RefSeq lists its product as hypothetical. The coding region runs from base 167 to 2137 and encodes 656 amino acids. Gene Ontology annotation, biological process: regulation of phosphatidylinositol 3-kinase/protein kinase B signal transduction; phosphatidylinositol dephosphorylation; negative regulation of cell population proliferation. The record is from RefSeq and is a predicted model, not a curated record. Gene Ontology annotation, molecular function: protein tyrosine phosphatase activity; phosphatidylinositol-3,4,5-trisphosphate 3-phosphatase activity. Gene Ontology annotation, cellular component: cytosol; nucleus; plasma membrane. The transcript is spliced from 10 exons. Lineage: Eukaryota; Rotosphaerida; Fonticulaceae.
CCCCUCCCUCCCCCCCCCUCUCUCUCCCUCGCUCUCUCCCCCCUUCCCUCUCAUCUCCCCCCUCCUCCCUGUCUCCCUUUCCCUCCCCCCUCCUUCUCCCCCUUUCCUCCGACCUUAGCUGCCUUCCUCCUCUCAACGAGAGGCCCACUUUUUCCGCGCCGAGAGCAUGUCGACCUUCGCCCGCAAGCUGGUCUCCAAGAAGAAGCGUCGCUUCGUCACCAAGGAUGAUGGCGGCUUUGACCUGGAUUUGACCUAUGUCACGCCCAACAUCAUUGCCAUGGGCUUCCCCUCGGAAAGCUUCGAGGGUGUCUACCGCAAUCCGAUGUCCUCGGUCGUGCGUUUCCUCGACAGCCGCCAUCCGGAGCGCUACCGCGUCUACAACCUCUGCUCCGAGCGUUGCUACGACCCAUCCAAGUUCUACGGCCGCGUGGCACGCUUCCCCUUCGACGACCACAACGCCCCGAUGCUCAGCCUGAUCCCGGCCUUCUGCGAGGAUGCGGCUUCUUGGCUGUCGCAGCAUCCGGAUAAUGUGAUCGCUGUCCACUGCAAGGCCGGCAAGGGUCGCACUGGCGUCAUGAUUUGCGCCUACUUGCUGUACUCGCGCCAGUGGCAGGUGGCCGCCGAGGCGCUGGCCUUCUAUGGGGCCGCGCGCACGGAAAAUGGCAAGGGUGUGACCAUUCCGAGCCAGCAGCGGUACAUCGACUAUUUUGCCAUGAUGCUGUCCGAGCUCGAGGCUGCCGGGCAUACGCUGCCCCUCAUUUCGCUGGAGCGCCCGGCUCCGUUGUCGCCCACCAGCCUUGGGACCGUUGUGGCGGCCAUCACUGAUGGCCCGCUGCCGGUGGCCCCGCUGACCGUCCCGGCGCCAUACCGCUAUGUGCCGCGGACUCUGCUGCUGGAAAACAUUGUCCUGGGAGAUCUGCUCGUCGGGUCGUCCAGCUCUCUGCAUCCCUUCGCCGUGGUUUAUUGCAAUGAGCAGAAGAUCGACACCACUGCCCCAUUCACGGUGACAUCCACCUGCAAGAAGACCGUAAGUCUGACCCUGUCGCCACCUCUGCCGGUUUUCGGCGAUGUGCGCGUUGAGUUCUUCACCAAGGACAAGUUCAAGAAGUCGGAGAAGCUCUUCCACAUGUGGUUCAAUACCUUCUUCAUCCCGGCUGACGGGGUUCUCUCGGUGCCCAAGUCCGGGAUUGACAAGGCCUGCAAAGACAAAAAGCAUGCCGUUUACAGCGAGAACCUUUCCAUCAAAAUCAGCCUGUCGGUGCCGGUUGGGUCGGAGGACGUUUCGAUUUGGUCGGCCCCGACGACGGCUGCUGCCACCGCCAGCAGCCCAGCCUCGCCUGUGGCGGCGGCACCGGUAUUCGUCGCUCAUGAGACCGCCACCGCCGGUGCCGAGACCGGGGUGGCUGACGAGUGCACCCCUGUGACCGCCGUGGAGGAGGAGGAAACCCCCGUGGCUGCGGUCGAGAAGUCGCCUUCCGUGACCGAAGAGGCGCUCGAUGAGGAGACGGCCGAGGAGGUGGAGCCGCAGCAGCAGGCGCCACCCCCUCAGGAGGUCGCCACUGUCAGCGAGCCCCAUGAGCCGGAGGAGGAGGAGGAGCAGGAGCCGGAGCCGGAGGAGGAGUCUGCCUCCUCGCCUGUUGCCCAGCUCCCUUCCGAGGAGGCCGUGACGGAGGAGGCCCCGGCCAUUGACUCGGAUGCGCACGAAACUCCGGGCGAGGAGGAUGAGUCCACUGCCCCGUCGUGUGAUGUGUCGGUGGCCGAUGGGUCGCCUGCUUCGCUGGAUGAGGCUACGGAGGAGUCCGAGGGUGCCGGUCCCGAGCCCGGCAGCCCGGUGGGCAGCACUCUGUCGGUGUCGACGACUGGCAGUGUGGCCGGCUGUGGGGCGGCCAGUGGGCCCACUGGGCAUGCUACCGAGGCUGUCAGCUCUCCGGCCACGGUCCGGCCGGCUGUGGUGUCUGCUGCGCCCGUGGCCGCUGCGCCGAUCAUCCCCCUGGGGGAUAGCUCAUCAGACAGCUUGUCGGAGGAUACCGAUAGUUCGGACGACGAUGACACCGACAGCAGCUACGACGACGACGACGACGACGACGACGACGACGACAGCGACGACGAUGUCAGCGAUGAUAGCGACAGUGAUUGAGCGGCAACAUGUCUUUGCACAAGCCUCAUCUCUGCCUCCUUUCUUCCCCACCUGUCCUUGUCCUUUUCCCUCCUUCUCCUCCCUCUGCCUCUUUUGUGUGUGUGUGUGUGUGUCUGUACGUGCGUGCACGCGCGCGUGCGCGCGCCGCCCCACCUGCGGUUUUGCGCUGGCGUCCUCCAUUAUUUUAUCCCCCCAUCCUGUUGUCUCCCUUUCCCGCUUUGUAUAUUCCGUUCCCCCUGCAGGCGGCUCUUCCUCCAUGAUAAACCAUCCAACCACUUUUCCUGCUUU